Molecule: messenger RNA, 468 nt
Organism: Epithele typhae
Lineage: Eukaryota; Fungi; Basidiomycota; Agaricomycetes; Polyporales; Epitheliaceae
Product: ribosomal protein L21-like protein
Exons: 2
Coding region: 1-468 (155 amino acids)
Biological process (GO): translation
Cellular component (GO): ribosome; mitochondrial large ribosomal subunit
Molecular function (GO): RNA binding; structural constituent of ribosome
Source: RefSeq, a predicted model, not a curated record
AUGGCCUCUUUCCUCCGCUCCACCCUGCGCACCGCCGCGUCGCGCGCCCUCCACACACAACCCGCCGCGUCGCCAGCAAGCACACCCAAUGCGCUCGAGCUCAUUCGCUCUCAGCCCUCCCAGUACAUCGUCGCCAGCGUUGCAGGUCAGAAGUACAUCCUCUCGCCACGCGACCUCCUCACCGUGCCGCGUCUCAACGACGUAAAAGUCGGCGACGUUCUCAAACUCUCAAACAUACACGAGAUUGGCUCGCGUGAGUACACCGUCCGCGGCAGUCCCAUCAUCCCCUUGGAGCAUGUCAACGUGGAAGCAACGGUGGUGGAGCACACCAAGGGACCCAUGCAGUUCAUUGUCAAAAUGAAGAGGAGAAAAGGCUACAAGAGGACGGUGCAGCACAAACAGACGUACACCCGCUUGCGCAUUGGGCCCAUCCACAUUCCGUAUUCCUCGACAGCGUCAUCGUCAUAG